Messenger RNA from Symbiodinium sp. CCMP2592, 1764 nucleotides. The record is from the annotation of a GenBank genome assembly. Lineage: Eukaryota; Dinophyceae; Suessiales; Symbiodiniaceae.
AUGGCCAUGGCUGAAUUGCAAGCGGCUCCUCACUUUAGCCUCAGGGCAGCCGCCCGAUCUCUCCGCUGGCAAACUGUGCUGCGAACACUGAGUCAGAUCCGCUUGCUUGGCAAGCUUGAUGCAGUCACAUGCAGCGUGGCGGUGAGCUGCUGUGCACGGGCCGAAGAGUGGACGAAAGCUUUGCAAACUCUUCAUUCAUCCACUAGCAUUGGAAAGCUUCGGCCCGACACGGUGCUUUUCAAUUCUGUCCUUCCUGGUUUCAGAGGUACAGGUCACUGGAGACAUGCCUUCGAGAUGCAGCGGUCCAUGCAGACUCUGCGUCUGCGGCAUGAUGCAGCAACAUGCAACGGCAACCUAGCUGGGUGCCGGAAGGAGCAGGCUUGGAGACAGGCAGCUAGUCUGUUGGCAUGCUCUCUCAUGAUAGGAAUUCAGCUGGACAUUAUUCCUUGGAAUAUUGUCAUCAGCACACUCGAAUUUGACGGGUGGCCCCGUGGGAUUGCCUUGCUUUUGCAGGCACAGACUGCAACCUUGCAGCCUGACCUGCUCACGUACAACUCGGCAAUCACUUCAUGCGAGAAGACCUGGGAGUGUGCCUUGACAGUCCAUAGCACCAGCUGCAGCAGCGGGUCACACCCAGAUUCCAUCGGUUUUGGUGCAGUGAUCAACGUAUGUGAGAAGGGCAUGCAGUGGGAAGCAGCCAUCGCGUGUCUCCGACAUAUGCACGAGGAUCGAUUGUCCAACGGAGUGGCAUAUUCAGCAGCGGUGCACGCAUGCGAGCGCUGCGCACAGUGGGAGCUCGCUCUUUUGCUGCUGGAUGAUCUCAUGCAGUCUGAAAUCAAGGAUUGCAUGCCACAUCGAGUACAGCACGUUCGAACAUACGUCCACAGGUAUCUCGCUGGUGGUCCGGAAGACUGCUUGAAGCACGUCGUCCUGGUUUCCUUGCUGCGUCAUUUCGUGGAGGACCGUCGUCCAUUUUCGUACAUCGAUGCGCAUGCUGGUGGUGGCCUGUACAACCUUGAAUGCGAUGAGUCACAGGUGUUUCGCAACCACGAGGGUGGCAUCGCACAGGUGAUUGAUGGAGUUCGCAACAACGGAAUUUCUCACACGGUAUAUCGAUUGAUGUAUGCCGCCAUGGCGAGAUUGAAUAUGGCACUUGGAAGCCGUGCCUUCCAGCACUACCUUGGUUCUACUGCUUGGGCUUUCCAAUGGUUACGCAGCCAGGAUCAGGCUGUGCUGUUCGAGCUAUCGGCCGGAGCAGCUGCGGACUUGCGGCGCAGCCUUUCCAUCCUUACCGCAUCUGAAGCAGACAUCAAGGUUAUUCAAGCGAAUUCCUACGAAGAGCUUGUCAGAAAUCCACCUGUGUGCCAUCAAAGACAACUUAUUCUCUUGGAUCCACCGUACGACUCUGCAGGGACUUAUUUCACUUGGAACAUUUACAUCUUGUGGCGCUUGUACAGAGAUCGGCCGAAGGCGACCCUGGCGCUUUGGUUUCCGCACUACAGCGAAGAGCAGACGGACAUUCUGCUGCAUCGCGUGCAGCAGCUGGACCUUGGCCAGGUACUUGUGGCCAUGAUGAUUUUGAGCAGACGCUCGCGACAGCUUCCUGGUUCCGGGCUUUUGGUUCUCCGGCCACCCGACGGCCUCCAGGAAGAACUGCGGGAGGUUUUGCCCCAACUGGCACGUGUACUUGGUGCACCCGGUGCCGUGCACGUGUCCGUAAAGUUGCUGCUCACUGCAAAAGACGUGCGGCCGUCUCAGCACUGA